AAAUCUGUGGACAGCCAUGGAUGUGUACAGUUGCGGAAGUACGAACCCCCCUCUCCUCCCGAGUCAAGUCAAUCAAAAGCCGACAAGACGAAUUUAAUUGAUCCAAUUGACUAUUACAAGGAUUGAAUUAUAAAUAGACACAAAUCAGUAAUAAUAUCAGCUUCUCCUGGAGCAGUUCAACUCAGUGACUGUUCAUGUUACUUUGUCAUACGAAUUAAUUAGUGAAGACGAGAUUUUUUUUGUUGCCAUGACUUGAGUCAUUAAAAAUCAAUUGAUCAUUCAAUCAAUCAAUCAAUCAAUAUCAAUAUCAAUCGAUUAUUUUUGAACAUUCGUAAGUAUUCUGCAACCAUGAGGGCAUGGUUUGGGAGACAUCUCCUGCGGUUAUGGCUCGCCACGACAACUCCAAAGUGUCAAAUUGCCAUUGACACGACAAACGCGAGAGUCAAAUUCUGCUCGUCCAAGUCAGUUGAGCUCAAGAAUAUUGUUAAGAGAGUCAAACCCUUUGGAAGAGUUGUCAUCGAUGUUCCUUACCAUGUCGAGGUCAAGCCCACGUGUCCACACGAGUAUCCGGACAUGGAUACUGUUCUCGUUAAAUUAGUCUCUCAGGAUUCGUUCGGGGAUAAACGAGAGGAUCUAGUCACUGUCAAUGUCACGGAUGAGCUCUGCGAAAUCAAGGGGAAGGAGGAAGAAUUUCUUGGGAAUGGCAGGUGUCUCGUUCAGACGCCAGUUCGUUAUGAUGUCGACAUAAAGACUGUUGGAGACGCUAACGUGGAAGUCCACAACAUGAUAUCAGAUUUCAUAACCGUACAGACGGAAUUUGGAAGCAUUGUUGGAUCCAAAUUGCAGGGGAAGAAGAUCUCCUUGUCCUCGAGUGAAGGGGGAUCCGUCACUGUUCAUAAAAGCAUUCAAGGGGAGAUUGAAAUUAACACAGCUAAAGACGGGUGCGUGGAUGCUGAAAAAUGCCUGGGAACGAAGCUAGAUAUAUCAACAGAGAAUGGCUCUGUUAAACUUGGGAGCAAUUACUGUGAGAAAGCCACAUUCACUACUUUAGAUGGGGACUUGAAUCUCAGUAAUCUUCACAUGGAUAACAGCAUCGAUAUCAACGGGAAAGGGAGUUUAAAUAUUUCUUGUUUCGACGGAUCCCUCCAAGCAAAUCUCGGAGAAGGUUCAGCGAAAAUUCAACUAGCAAGAGUCACCGAUGACUCCACCAUCACCUCGAACGGCGACGUAAGUCUCACGAUACCAGACAGCCUGGACACUAAGGUCGUAAUAAAGUCCCCGGCCCUGGAGAUAGAUCAGUGCAUAAAAGGAACUUACGACAAAGACAGGAAAGAGUUCAUAGGGGGGAGAGGGGCCACGACCUUCACCGUGGAGUCGACCAAGAGAGUGCAGGUUCGGCAGUCGAGUUGGAUGGACACUUUUAAACUCCAGAACACCCCGAAAUAGCAGGAUAGGAUGAAAUGAGAUAUAGAGUUAUAUGUACAAUUUUAUUAAAGUUAUUUAUUUUAGUUCA
Diachasma alloeum is the source of this 1513-nucleotide messenger RNA. Its product is annotated as protein FAM185A. The transcript is spliced from 4 exons. The coding region runs from base 349 to 1446 and encodes 365 amino acids. The record is from RefSeq and is a predicted model, not a curated record. NCBI's taxonomy places the organism in Eukaryota, Metazoa, Arthropoda, Insecta, Hymenoptera, Braconidae.